Messenger RNA from Tuber aestivum (summer truffle), 2907 nucleotides. The record is from the annotation of a GenBank genome assembly. Lineage: Eukaryota; Fungi; Ascomycota; Pezizomycetes; Pezizales; Tuberaceae.
AUGGAUCUCACUCACGCUUCCAAGAACACUGUUGCUCCCGCCACUGCUCCCGUGAAGAAGGUUACUCAGAGCAAUGCUCCCGGCAGUACGCCCGCUGAUGGCACUGGCAUCGUCGAGAUGGACCCAUGGCUUGGCCCAUUCAAGGACGACCUUCGCCGCCGCUUCUCUAAGGCUGCUGAAUGGCUUCAGAAACUCAACAGCCACGAGGGUGGGCUGAAGGAAUUCUCAAAAGUUGGUCAAUUUCGCUCGAGCAUGCUGGUUCCUUCAUCCAAUGCUGAUAAUGUGUUUGCUUGUUCUAGGGGUAUGAGAAGUUUGGCAUCAAUGUUGCUCGCAAUGGAACCAUCACUUAUCGCGAGUGGGCUCCAAAUGCUGUAAAUGCCAAUUUUAUCGGAGAUUUCAGUAGGCUUGCCCUAGUCCCUAACCAUAUCUGGCUGCUUUCUCACCAAUCUAGAUGGCUGGAACAGGCAGUCUCAUCCAAUGAAAAAGAAUGACUUCGGCGUUUGGGAAAUAGCUCUCCCACCCGUCAACGGAAAGCCUGCUAUUCCCCAUAACACCAAAGUAAAGGCGAGUUACACCCCGAGUCCCCUUUCUUGCCUUUCACAUAUUCUGACCCUCUGCAGAUCGACUUUCAACUCCCUUCGGGUGAGAGGGUAGACCGUCUUCCAGCGUGGAUCAAGCGUGUCACCCAAGACCUGAGUGUUUCCUCCGUAUAUGACGCCGUCUUCUGGAAUCCCGAGAAGAAAUAUGUUUUCAAACACCCUCGCCCCAAGAAGCCCAAGUCUGCUCGCGUUUAUGAGGCGCAUGUAGGCAUCAGCACAACGGAAUAUAGAGUCGGAACUUAUACGGAGUUUACCGCAAACGUCCUUCCUCGGAUAAAGAAGCUUGGGUACAACGUAAUCCAGCUUAUGGCUAUCCAAGAACACGCUUACUAUGCUUCUUUCGGAUAUCAGGUCACUUCGUUCUUUGCUGCCUCUAGCCGAUAUGGAACCCCCGAGGAGCUUAUGGAACUGAUCGAUACCGCUCACGGAAUGGGGAUCACUGUCCUUCUUGACAUUGUCCACUCUCACGCAUGCAAAAACGUCCUUGACGGAAUUAACAUGUACGACGGCAGCGACCACCUUUAUUUCCACGAGGGAUCACGGGGUAGGCACGAAUUGUGGGAUUCUAGACUCUUCAACUAUGGGCAUCACGAAGUAUUACGUUUCCUCAUCUCAAAUCUGAGGUUUUAUAUGGAGGAGUAUCAAUUUGACGGCUUCCGGUUCGACGGUGUCACAAGUAUCCUCUAUACUCAUCACGGAAUUGGAACGUAUGUUUAAGCCCAGUUAUUUUGACCGAUUCGCGCUGACGAGAGUAGGGGUUUUUCUGGUGGGUAUCACGAGUACUUUGGGAGCAACGUCGACGAAGAAGGAGUAGUGUAUCUCAUGCUGGUAUGAAACCAAAGUUGGCCCAGUCUUUGCCUCGCUUACCAAAUAUUUUGCAAGGCCAAUGAAAUGAUCCACGAAAACUUUCCCGAGGCGAUAACAAUUGCAGAAGACGUAUCUGGGAUGCCCGGUCUGUGUGUUCCCCUUGCCCUUGGGGGUGUUGGCUUCGACUACCGCCUUGCGAUGGCCAUCCCAGACAUGUGGAUUAAGCUGCUGAAAGAAAAGAAGGACGAUGACUGGGAUAUGUCCAACAUCUGCUGGAUUUUGACCAAUAGACGACAUGGCGAGAAGACUAUUGCUUAUGCUGAGAGUCACGAUCAAGCGUAUGUUGGCACACAUGUAUAUCCCUUCCCACAUUGCUUCUCUGGUGCUGAUGAUCACAGGUUGGUUGGAGACAAAUCAAUUCUCAUGUGGCUCUGUGACAAGGAGCUCUACACUCACAUGUCGACACUCACCGACUUUACCCCCAUCAUUGAACGCGGCCUUGCCCUCCACAAAAUGAUAAGACUCCUUACUCAUGGAUUGGGCGGUGAGGGUUAUCUCAACUUUGAGGGUAAUGAAUUCGGCCACCCUGAAUGGCUCGACUUCCCCCGUGUCGGUAACAAUAAUUCUUUCCACUAUGCUAGACGGCAAUGGAAUAUCCUCGAUGACCCCCUCCUGAGAUACAAAUUUCUCAACGAAUUUGAUGCUUCCAUGCAACAUCUUGAACAACGUUAUGGAUGGCUCCAUUCACCCCAAGCUCACAUCAGCUUGAAGCAUGAGGGUGAUAAGGUUAUUGUAUUUGAGCGUGCAGGGUUGGUUUUCGUACUCAACUUCCAUCCCACAGUAAGUUAAACCCCUCACGAUAUCUAUACUACGAUACCUAUAUUAGCGUAUUCUAAACAAUGGUCUAUCCACUUACAGGAGAGUUUUGCGGGUUACCGGAUCGGAGUCGAGCAAGCGGGAACAUACCGCAUCGUGUUGAACACUGACCGGAAGGAGUUGGGUGGGUUGGGCCGAAUCGACGAGAGUGUUCGUUUCUUCACAACGGAUCUCGGCUGGAACGGGCGGAAGAACUUCACACAAGUUUACAUCCCCACAAGAACUGCUAUUGUGAGCGCAUCCAACCUUCUUUUUGGCUACUAUUAGCUAAUAUUUUUCCAGGUGCUCGCUUUCGAGGACGCCUAGAUUUUCAUAUUCAUAUUGUUAUAGGGGUGGGGGGUAAAAAGAUUUGUGGAUUUUCGUCGUAAUUACUAUAAUUUCGCGGCAAGGACCUCACUGCUAGGAAACUUGAAUGUGAAAAAAAGCUCAUGUAACCCUUUCCUUCAAUACACGCAUUCACACAAUCAAGUUUAUACCAAGCACCGGUAAAAGCAGGAUCCUGGAGACAAAUGCCAGUACCAAUUGUAACAUGCUCAAGGCUCUUGGACUCUUAAUGGUGGGCAUCUGUAGAAUCCAAUAUUGGGCGAGAGCUCACGCAUAGCUCCGAAUUAAGCAAGCUUUGUUG